AUGUCACAAAAAAUCAAAAUUUUAUCAACAUCAACUUAGCAACCAAGCAAUGAUGAAAAAAAUGAUUUCUGUAGUGUAUUUUUGGGAUUUGAUUCAAAAGACUAGAAAAAUGCUAGUAUCCUUAAUUAAGAAGAUGCGGAAAAUGAUUUUCAUCAAUUUUUAGAGCAUCCGAACACUUCAAAGUCUUAGAAGGAUGAUAAAAAUUAUAGAGAUCUAGUUUUGAAUCAACUUUAAGGUUAAGAUGGUUCAACUCAAUUUAAGCAAAAUCUUUUAGAAAAUUAAAGUAAUCAAAAUUCUGGAGCAAUAGCUUUAGAAGAUAAUUACAAUCAAUAUUCUAAUAAUUUAAAUGAAUAUAUUACUCAUUAUAAUUGUCAAAAAUCUAAUUAGAUAUCAUAAAAUUUUAAUAAUAAUCCUGAUGCUUAUUAUGAAGAUUAUGGAGGUGUUUAAAACAUAUAAGAAUUUAAAGAUCCAAUUUAUUAUUAAGAUAAUGAGAAUAAAGAAUUAAAUAUAUAUGAAAGAUAUUAUAGAGAUGAAAAGUGUCCUUAUUUGUAACCAAUUCAAGUAAAAUAAUUGGAUUAAGAUGGAGUAAAAUUUUAUUUCUAUCUAGAUGAUUUAUAAUUAAUAAAAUAUUUAAUGGAAUUAAGAUGAAGGAGAACCUUAUAUUUAAUAAUAAAAUGAUGAAAUUAUAAACUAAGAUGAUGGAUAAAUUAAAAAGAAAAAAAAUAAAAGAGGAAAUCGAAAGAAUAAGAAUAAAAAAAGGGAAUCUAACAAUGAAUAAGAGGAUGAAUAGCAAAUUAAUCAUGAGUAACAAUUAUAGUAAAAAGUUAUUCAGGAUAAUAAUACAGAAAAUACCAAUUAAUUUGAUAAUGGAAAUAUAGAAGAGCUUGAUGAUGCUGUUAGUGAUGAAUUUAAAAUAAAAAUUACUAAUUUUAUAGAAUAAAAUAAUAAUACUAAAAUUAGUUUGACUAAAACAAUUUAUGGGAAUCAGAAAUAGUCUAUUAAAAUAAUUGAAAUAAUAGAUUACGAAAAUCAAAUUUAAAAGUUAUGUAAAUAAUUUUCUAAUCUAAAAUAUUCUGAAAUUGCAUUAUCAUUAUAAUUGAUAGUUAAUUUUGAAAAUUGUUAAUAAUUUUUAUAAACUCUUAAACCUAAAGAAGAAAAACUUAUAUUAAGAGAAAUAAAUUAAUUAAUAAUAGAUGAAUAAAAAGCUAUUGAAAGCAAAAACAAAGAUGAAUUAACAAAAUCUCAAUAUAAAAUAGAAGAAUUUAAAAAAGUUAAUUAAAUUCAAAAUAUUGAAGGAUAAUCAUUAUAUUAAACAGCAAUAAAAAUAAUAGAAUAAAAGAAUUUUAAAUUUGAUAUUAAAAAAGUAUUAUUUUAUCUAUUUUGAUAGUGUGAUUAAUAAACUAAAUAAUAAAAAAAGACUGAUUUUGAAUUAAAUCGAAAUUAAGUUAUUGCUAUAAAUAAUCAAAAAGCUAAAGUAAUAAAAUAAUAUUAAAGUAAGAAUAUAUAAUAAAUUUUAAAGCUUGUAAUAUAAAUGAAAAUUAAUGUAAUUAACAAUUACAAUAAAUAAGAUUGGAAAAGAAAAAAUUAGAGAAAAUAGGUAGAGAUUUAUUUCUUGAUUUAAUGGUUAUUGAUGAUAAUGGAUUUUGUAGAAUUGAUUUUCAUAAGUUCUUUUCUGCUGAAAUUGAAAAUAUACUUGAUGGAGUAUUUGAGAAAAUUGAAUCAUAUAAACUUUGCAAUUAAUAAAAAUAAAUAAAAUUGCUAAUAAUAGUAGGGAAAGGUAUAAAAUUUUAUACAAAUUUAUAGGUUUACAUUCAAUAAAUUAAAAACCUAUCAUAGGUCCAAUUACAAAAUAAUAUAUAUAGUAGUACCUUAAACAAUAAGUGGAAAUAAUAGAAGGGAAAAUAGAUGUUAUCAUUUGAAUCUUAAAUCUUUUAUAAAAAUAUAUAUAUAUUAUCAGUAUUUAUAAGAAUAAAAUAGUAUGUCUAAUCUUUAAUAUUCUAUUAGUUUGAUUAACUCCAAUCAUAAAGUAAAGUAAUUUUGAGAAUAAUUUAAUAAUAAAUUAUGAUUGAACUUUUUUUAAGACUUUUGUUACACUCUCUUUCCUAUUGGACGAUUUACAUAAUCAUUAUAAACCUUUGUUCUAUAUAUGAAUCAAAAUUAUCACUAUUAGAGUUCUCGACUCCUACUACUUAUGAACUAAUUUAUUUAAGUUUUAGUACAAUAUUAACAAUAAAAUGGUAUUUAAUUAAAUUUUUGUUCAACUUACUUUUUUAUUUGAUAUCAAUAUUUUUGGUCAUUGUCUAGCACUUUUUAACAUAUAUUCCAUCUAUAAUUUCAGAAUUAAAUACAUGGUUUUUAAUUAUUAGCACUGUAUGUAUAAUUAUCAUUCUGAUUACUAAUUGUAAAUUUGGAGAUUAUGAGGAUAAAUAUCAACAGGUCUAAUAUGAAAAUUAUUAAGUAAAUCAUAAGUUUCCAGAGAAUAAUUUUUAAAAUUAUUACUUUGCAUAAAAUAAUGAUUUAUAUAAAACAAGAGGAAAUUUGUAUUCAAAAUAGUAGACUAAAAGUUAUUCAUAAAAUAAAAGAUAAUAAUCUUAAAAUACAUAAAUUGAAAAAGAGGAAAGGAAAAAAUUAAUUUAAAAAUUAAAUGAAAAUAGAGUAGAGAUGAAACUAUUAUAAUAAAAUAAAGGAGAGAUCUUUUAAUAAAAAAAGGAGAAAGAAAUAAAAAGAUUUGUAAUUAAAGAUGCUUUAUAAAUUUGUAUCUAAAAAAUAGAAAUCCUUUAAGAGGAGGGUAAGGAACUAUUUCUUAAACUUAUAAAUAUUUAAGAUGGUAUUUGCAGAGUAGAUUUUCACAAUUUUUAUAAAGUUGAAAUAAAAGCUCUUUUGGAUGGAUUACUUGAGCAAAUUCGAUUAUAUAAAGAUAGAUUGGGUUAUAAAUAUGUUAAACUUAAAAUAAUUGUUGGGAAAGGUAAAUUAUAUCUAUAUAUUGUAGGUAAUCAUUCGAAAAAUGGUAUACCUGUUAUUGGACCAUAGACUUAAGAAUAUCUUAAAGAAUACUUAUAGGAGGAAGUAGAAAUAAAAAAUGGGUUUAUAGAGGUAUAAGUUUGA
Messenger RNA from Paramecium primaurelia, 3105 nucleotides. The record is from the annotation of a GenBank genome assembly. Lineage: Eukaryota; Ciliophora; Oligohymenophorea; Peniculida; Parameciidae.